AUGGCACGAGAUGUCCACGGCGGGUGGGACGAGGACGACACCUGCACGGAGAGAGACAGCGACGACAGCCCCAUACUCUCAUACAGGUAUGACAAGCGUCGCUACCCGUACAGAGAGCGGCCGGCGGAGCGUCGCUGGGCGGUGACCACGGUCGCCAAGUUCUCCUUCUACUGCACGGCCAUGAUACUGUUCUGCGUGUUAAUGUACAUACCAGUUUAUAACAGAGCCAACGAACAGAUACCAAAGGUGGCUGUAGCCGGAUGGUCGAUUCACACGAACAGAGACACAAAAAUAUACGUCCAACCAGACAACGUCACAACAAUACAUGAACCGAAAGAUGUCUGUCCCAAGAGUAACAGAGACAAAAAGAAUACUCUGUUCCUACUCAUAGUAGUCUGCUCAGCGACCAGCAACUUCGAAAGACGAGUCGCCAUACGAGAGACGUGGGGCAGCUACAAGAACUACUUAGAAUCAGGAAGAAUAUUCAAAGAAGUACAAGAAAAAUACAAGAACUACAACUACACCUACGAUUUAUACGAGGAGGAAAAAAACAAUUUAAAUUUUAGUCUUAACUUAGAUAGGAAAAGACGAGACAUAUCUGGCUUCGGGCGGUUCCUUCCGGAACUGGCGAGGGCGCUGCAGAAGAAUCUUAUCACUGUGACAGAAGAGGCCGAAGAAAAGAGGUUCGAAGACGAGAAGGGAGAAGAAAUGUUGACCGGCUUCGAUAUGAACAAAGAACUUAACGAACAAGACGAACUAGACUUGGACUAUGAUGACGAAACUAACAUCAUGAAGAUACCGCCCAAAGGAUACGAGGAUCAGAGUCCGGACUUGGAUGACGUCAUCAAUAUGUUGAAGAAGACGAAAGAAUUCCCCAAAGAAGAAGUCUCAGAACCAGUUUCAGAUAAAGAAGUGGACUUCAAGCUGGUGUUCCUCCUGGGUCUGCCUUCACAAGACAACGACACGGACGUGCAGGAGAAGAUCGAUGAGGAAGUAGAUAAAUACGGUGACGUCAUACAAGAAGGAUUCAUAGACUCAUACAACAACCUCACACUCAAGUCCAUCAUGAUGCUGAAGUGGGUCACCAAUAACUGCAACGAAAGCGUCCGCUACAUCCUCAAGACUGAUGACGACAUGUACGUGAACGUGCCCAACCUGGUGCUGAACUUGAGGAACAGGUCCAGGGUCCACGACAGCUCCAAGGGGCGGGAGAAGGAGUACAUGCUGAUAGGAGACCUGAUAUGUGGCGCGCGACCCGUGCAGGAUGUUAGUAAUAAGUGGUACAGUCCGCGCUACAUGUACGGUGGGCGCGUGUACCCCCGCUACCUGUCAGGCACGGGGUACGCGCUGUCCGCGCCCGCCGCCAGCGCCCUCUACCGCGCCGCGCUACGGACCUCAUACUUCCAUCUUGAAGAUAUAUACAUCACGGGCAUGUGUUCAGUCCGCGCCACACCUCGUAUCGUGCCGCGCGACGAGCCGGGCUUCUCAUACAGCGCGACCAGCGGCGGGGGAGCGGGACGGAUGGACGCCUGUCUCGCUCACGGGCGACUCACCGCUCACAGGGUCACUCCUGACAGUAUGAGGACGGUCGCCGGGAGGCUGCUGAAGACCGACUACGUGGACAGAUGUGAAAGAUGGAGACUCACUAAGGUAAGGAAGGACAGACUGAAACCUAAACAACAGAGUAAGAAACUGUCCAUCGCCCUCACAUAG
Molecule: messenger RNA, 1713 nt
Organism: Danaus chrysippus (African queen)
Lineage: Eukaryota; Metazoa; Arthropoda; Insecta; Lepidoptera; Nymphalidae
Source: the annotation of a GenBank genome assembly